Molecule: messenger RNA, 1128 nt
Organism: Entamoeba dispar SAW760
Lineage: Eukaryota; Evosea; Mastigamoebida; Endamoebidae
Product: protein farnesyltransferase subunit beta, putative
Exons: 1
Coding region: 1-1128 (375 amino acids)
Biological process (GO): protein farnesylation
Cellular component (GO): protein farnesyltransferase complex
Molecular function (GO): protein farnesyltransferase activity
Source: RefSeq, a predicted model, not a curated record
AUGGAUAUUGAAGAAGUAGAAGUAGAAAGUGUUACUUCUAGAGACCAAUAUGAAUGCCAAAAUACUGUUGAAAAAGAAAAGGCAUAUACAAGAUAUAUUAUAAGACAUAAUUUUUUGACUUAUUCAUUUAAUCCAGAAGUACAUAUUAAAUGGUUAACUUUAUCUAUUCAUAAACCCCUUCCAUCAGGGUUUGAGUCAUUAGAUUCAUCAACACCAUGGAUAUUGUAUUGGUCUCUUAAUCCAUUAAGGUUAUUUGGAUAUAAUGUAGAUGAAUAUUUGAAUGAAUAUACUGAAGCCUUAAGAUUAAUAACACUUCCAGAUGGUGUAAUACGAGGGUCACAACAAAUUAUUCCAAUUGUUGCAGGUUGUUAUUCUGGAAUAUGUGCAAUGAUAGACAUUGGAACGAUGAGUGCUUAUCAAUUAAUCAAUAGACAAAACACUUACAAUUUUCUUAUUUCUAGAAAGUUUCCUGAUGGUUCUUUUGAAAUGAAUUGUGACUCAGGAGAUAUUGAUACAAGAGCUUGUUAUUGUGCAAUAUCUACUGCAUAUGUGUUAAAUAUUCUUGACGAUAAUUUAAAAGAAGGUGUUGCUGAGUGGUUAUUAAAAUGUCAAACGUAUGAGGGAGGAUUUUCUGGAUGUCCAGGAGGUGAGGCUCAUGGAGGGUAUUCAUACUGUGCUGUUGCUGCACUAGCUUUAUUAGGUAGAAUAGAUGAAAUAGAUAUUAAUAAGUUAUUAAGAUGGUUAGUCCAAAGACAAAAGCCAAUUGAAGGGGGGUUUGAUGGAAGAAUCAACAAAUUAGUAGAUGCUUGCUAUACAUUUUGGCAGGCAUCUAUUUUUGGUAUUCUGAAAAAGUAUUCUAAAACAUUCCAAGCAUCUCCUGUUUUCCCUAAUGUUGAUAAACUUCUUGAUUACAUUAUUUUAGCUUCUCAAAAUAAAGACGGUGGAUAUAGAGAUAAGCCUUCAAAAAAACCUGACUUGUAUCACACUAACUACGCUUUAUCUGGAAUUUCUUCAAUAUUACAUGCCUCAGAUCAUCAAAUGAAAAACACAAUUCGUCCAAUUGAACCUGCUAUGGGAGUAGAUCAAUUUUAUUUUAAUAAAGCUUGUGAGUAUUUCCGUUCACUCUAA